Cetraspora pellucida is the source of this 1182-nucleotide messenger RNA. Lineage: Eukaryota; Fungi; Glomeromycota; Glomeromycetes; Diversisporales; Gigasporaceae. The record is from the annotation of a GenBank genome assembly.
AUGGCUUCAGAAGACACGAAAGAUACAGUAACAGUUGGAGAGUUUUUGGAGCUGCAAAAGAGCUUAGAAGAAGAAGCUCGAGAAGUUCUACCAUGGAAUUUUGAUCGCUGCACAUAUAGUAAGGGAUAUUUGCGUCAGGCUGUGUAUGCUUGUAAAACUUGCAAGUCCAGCUCAGACUCUAGUCCAGGAGGUGUUUGUUAUUCUUGUUCCAUUGCUUGUCAUGCAGAUCAUGACCUUAUUGAGUUGUUUAACAAGCGCAAUUUUCGAUGUGAUUGCGGAACAGCAUGUUUUGAAGAAAGUGCAUGUCAACUAGAACCAAAGCCACAAGACGCGUUAAAUGAAACCAAUUGCUAUAAUCAUAAUUUUGAAGGCCGGUUUUGCUGGUGCAAGGUUGAUUACGACCCAGAACGAGAGGAAGCUAAUAUGCAUCAAUGCGUUUUAUGUGAAGAUUGGUUUCAUGAAAAUUGCAUCGAUGGGGAAAAACAAGGAGAAAAAAAUUUUUCGCUGCCUGAUUUGGAUAGUUUUGAAGAAUAUAUCUGUCGCACAUGUACUAGCAAGCAUUCUUUUCUUAAGCUCUAUAAAAACUCGUAUAUGUUCUUUUCAGGAACAACAGUAAGGAAAAAUGAAGAAGCUAGUGCAACAGAUAAUGAUAAGAAACAAAAAAAUGACGAAUUUCAAGUUGAAACAUUCGUUUCUACAAAUAAAAGAAAAUUAGGCGAUGACCAGGAAAUUGAUCUAAAAAUUACCGCGUUAACCAAAAAGGCGAAAAAUGACAUUGAAUGCAAACUUGAACGAUGGGAGUCUGUUAUGGAUAGCAUUGAUGUUGAUUUAUUUUGCAUACAAAAUUGGCGCGAUGAAUUGUGCAGAUGCAACAAGUGUAUGUAUCUUUAUAAAUCGCAUCAAAUAGAGUUUAUCCUACAAGAAGAAGAAACUUACGAACCUCCACAUGAUGAUGAUACGCAUACUUCACUUUUUGACAGCGGAAUGAAGUUGUUAGCACAAAUGGAUAGAGUUACAGCAAUUGAAGGAGCGAUUGCAUAUGCAAAACUAAGGGAUGAUCUUGUGGAAUUCUUGAAACCAUUUGAUGAUUCUGGAAAGACAGUGACAGAACAAGAUAUUCGAGCGUUUUUUGAGUCUAAGCGAAGUGAACGUAAACCUUCAGACACUAAUUCUUUCUUUUGA